AUGGGGGGUGAGAUUGCGCCAGAGUGUUUGAGGAUGUUUGGCGAAGUAGGUGAUAGUUGCUUUCGUGAUAAUGGGAUCGAUCGUCCAGGAAUGAAUGAUGUUGUGUGGGGCCUUGAGUUUGCUCUGCAACUUCAAGAGGCUGCUGAGAAGAUAGCUCACGGAGAUGGUGGGUUGCUCCCGGCGGCGUUGGCCAGUCCCUCUGUUCCUCUUCCACAUGGAGAGGCAACGACCACCGAUGAUGAUGAAGUAUUUACAAGGUCAGUUGAAAACGUGUCAAGAUCAACGGUCAGCAAUGAGGGAUUGUAG
Messenger RNA from Ilex paraguariensis (yerba mate), 306 nucleotides. The record is from the annotation of a GenBank genome assembly. Lineage: Eukaryota; Viridiplantae; Streptophyta; Magnoliopsida; Aquifoliales; Aquifoliaceae.